ACAGAGGAAAAGAAGAAGUGGAGGAGGAGGAGGAGGAAGAAGAGGGGAGAUGGAGAUAAGCAGCAGGGAAGCCCGAAGAAAAAAGAUCAUGGAGAGAGAAUCGGACCGAUUGGCUUUGAUCACGGGUCGGAUUCAAAGCCUGCCUGCCUCACAUUCAACAUCCAGCCAACAACCACGUCAUUGCCACACUGCCUCAACCCCAUCAUUCCCCUUCCAGGAUUAUAUCACUGCUAGUCCUGAUGGUGAACACAGUGAUGCCUUGGGUUCAAGAGGAAAUGCUGUUGGCAAGGUAGAACAUCCGUUGCGCAAGUGCGAGACGAGUGUAGAAUUUAACCGACGUCCUCCUCUGCAAGUCAGGGCCCAUAUGCAGCCAGUGUUGGUCACUUCCAUGGUCAAAGGACCAUCUUCAGAACCUCCGGGCUCUGAUUCAAGUUUAUUCACCCCUAAACAAAUAAGUUCCUGCAUCAUGGCCUCGGAGAAUACUCGAGCCAUUUCUUCAGCCAUGAUAGCCCUUCUGGUAGUUCUAUCUUAUAUUGAUUAUGCACUGUUUGGAAGAAACAUUGUAAGUUCAGAGAGCAUUAUAACCUCAAGGCCUCUUUACAUGCUCCUGCUAACUGAUGUAACAAUUGUGCUGGGACGCCUAGUUCUUGAAAAGCGAAGGGGUUUUGUGAAGGUUGAAGGAGGAGAAAGAACAAUGUUCCAAGAAGAUGCACAGACAUGGGCAGGAGCAGUGAAGGUCUUGGAGACAGGCUUAGUGGUGCACCAGUCCAUCCGUGCAAUCUUCAUUGAUUGCAGCAUCUAUGCAGUUCUUGUCGUGUGUGGCCUAUCUCUACUGUAGCUCCUUCCCUCAUCAAACAAUACACAACUUCCCCGUGGAAAGUUCUUUUUCUGUUUGAUUAUAUUUAUUCAUUUUUGUCAGAUUUAUCUGACAUUAUGCCAUUAUUGUAUGUGGUUGUUCUCAGUGUUGUUGCCGCUCUCCAAGCUCUGGAGUCACAGAACAAAAGUUGUACUGCCUUUUUGCCCAGAAAUAAAGAUGCCCCCUUGUAAUGAA
This is a messenger RNA of Vitis riparia (riverbank grape), 1051 nucleotides long. RefSeq lists its product as uncharacterized. The record is from RefSeq and is a predicted model, not a curated record. The transcript is spliced from 2 exons. NCBI's taxonomy places the organism in Eukaryota, Viridiplantae, Streptophyta, Magnoliopsida, Vitales, Vitaceae. The coding region runs from base 50 to 838 and encodes 262 amino acids.